ACUGAUCACGUGGUUUCUACUACGAGUCGCUGAAGUUGGAGAAAAGUUUGACAAGCCAGAAGAAGAGCCCCGAAGAGGAGUAAAAGACCAGGAAAGGAGACCAAUAAUCGAUAACGGCGGUGGUUUAAUACGGAUUUAUGAUGGAAUCUGUCGCCCAGAAAGUGCUGAGCUCGGGGUUCACUCUGGAUUUGGGGCCUCUGAAGGAGCCGCUGGCUUUUAUUCGUGUGUUAGAAUGGGUCUUCGCCAUAUUUGCCUUUGCUACAACAGCAGGUUACAGUGGCACAACCAGCAUCCUCGUACAGUGUCAGGGGCACGACAGCCAAGAAGUACACGCAGUGUUUUUCUACCCUUUCAGGUUGAUGCAGCAGCCAUAUAAUGUUCCCACCUGCAACAAUCAGAGUACCACCACUGCUACCUAUUUGACUGGAGACUACGCAUCAUCGGCACAGUUUUUUGUCUGCAUUGGAGUGUUUGCCUUUCUCUACUGCACCGGCACAUUGAUCCUCUACUUGGGCUACCAGCAUGUAUACAGAGGAUCUAGCCGUGGACCAAUUGUAGAUCUGCUGGUGACUGCAGCAUUUGCCUUCCUGUGGUUGACGUCCUCUUCUGCAUGGGCUAAAGCCUUGUCCGAUGUGAAGUUGGCCACCAGUCCUGCAAAGAUUGUAUCCAAUCUCGGGGUUUGCAACAGUCCUAACCAAUGCACUGCAGGCGCCAUUCCUCACAUGGGCCGACUAAAUGCCUCGGUGAUUUUUGGUUUUCUUAACCUCAUCCUGUGGAGCGGCAACUGUUGGUUCAUUUACAAGGAAACACCUUUCCACAAAUCAGCCAACCAGUCAGCAGAUGUGGAGGGAGGAGUCGGACCAUCGUAACUGCUUCCUCAUUUCAAAAGAGUUUAACAAGUAGUAUUUUUGAAUGAGUUGUUUUGGUACUAAUUAUUCAAAGAAAAAUACUGGUCACAAGAGUACAUUUCCAAAACUGAGGGCUUAUAUUUGCUUGGUAGUCAUUGUAUAUUUAGUACAGUAAUUAUUUACAUGCAUUUAAUAACUAAAAAAUCAGUUCCUCAUGUUAAAAAAUAAAAUACAGGGGACAGUAGAGGUCAAAAGUUUAUUCUAACAUUUUUAAUGAAUUUUGUCAACCUGUUUACAGCCAAAUUUAUUUCUUUAUGAUAAAAAAAAAGUCUGACAUCACCAUGUCAUGAAAAAUAACUCAGGGCCUUAAAGUAUAUGAAUUACAAAGUACCUAAGAAUAUGAGAAACUGGAAGUAAAUCCAUUAUUCACACAGAUUUAAAUGUAAAAAACAUCCAAAUUCAGCCCUGUUCUAAGACGUACAGCAUGCAUGGAAAAGUUUAAUUAAAAAUAUUACAUGGUAAUUAGAUUUAAAAAAUCAGUUGCUGUUAUGAGAUUAUUUAUAAUAGUUGAACAUUUUUAUUUAACCUUUUUUAGUACUAUGUUGCUCCUCAUGUCACUGUCAGAGUAAAUCCACCAUUUCAGUUGACUAUAACAUAUGUUGAAUGUGGUCAUUAAAAUAUAAAGUAUGUUUUUGCCUUUUAGGUAGUAAUUGUUUUUUUUCCCCUUAAAUACUGUUUUUUUUUUUUUUGCCUUGUAUGUUUCUGAUGCUUAAAUUAAGAAAAAAAAGCGGGGCCCUAAAAGCCAAAUGUAAUACCUGUUAAAAAGUGUCGCUGUUACUUUUCUAUGUUGCUCUUCCAAUUGACUGAACCCUAACCUGUUAUUAACUCACUGCUUAUAGUUUACUUUCUGAUUUUUUUUACUGUUCCCCCAUACCCAGUUGUUGCAAAUAUUAAAAGGCUGGUUGUUGUUUUUUUGUUCUCCUUUGGAAUCAUUGCAAAAAUUUCCUAUUUUAAUACAGCCCUGCCUGGUUCGCAGUUUUGAGUGUGAUCAAAUGCUGUGUUGAUAAGUGUCAAAUAAAUAAACCUGGAGUUUCUUUGAGAUGCCAGAAAGAAACAUGGAUAUAAAUGCUGUGCAGCAUUAAACUCAAGGUCUGGAUCAUC
Cheilinus undulatus (humphead wrasse) is the source of this 2009-nucleotide messenger RNA. RefSeq names its product synaptophysin-like 2b (gene sypl2b). Bases 138 to 869 code for a protein of 243 amino acids. The transcript is spliced from 6 exons. Gene Ontology annotation, cellular component: synaptic vesicle membrane; synaptic vesicle. The record is from RefSeq and is a predicted model, not a curated record. NCBI's taxonomy places the organism in Eukaryota, Metazoa, Chordata, Actinopteri, Labriformes, Labridae.